AUGGGAGGAAGUGGUAAAACAACUCUCUCCAAAGUCGUUUACAAUGAAAUUGGUCAUUACUUUGAAGGGAAAAAUUUCCUCUCAAAUAUUAGAGAAGUUUCAAAGCAACAUAAUGGCCUAGUUUAUUUACAACAACAACUCAUUGCUGACAUCAUCAAGUCAAGUAUUAUGAAGUUACCAAACAGUGAAAGAGCAAAAUUUUUAAUACAGGAGAGACUCCCUCGUAGAAAGUCACUUAUUGUAUUGGAUGACGUGGAUAGUUUGAGCCAACUAAUGGCAUUAUGUGGAAGUCGUGAACGGUUUUGCCCAGGGAGUGUAAUAAUCAUUACCACUAGAGAUGUGCAUCUUCUUAAAGACCUCAAAGCUGACCAAGUAUAUAGAAUGAAGGAAAUGAAUGAAAGUGAAUCUCUUGAGCUUUUGAGUUGGCAUGCCUUUAAACAACCAGCUCCUCCUGAAAAUUUCAUGGAACUUUCUAGAAAUUUAGUUGUUUACAGUGGAGGACUUCCAUUAGCUCUGGAAGUCCUUGGUUGUCAUUUGUUUGAGAGAACAAUUGAAGAAUGGGAGUAUGUGCUGUUCAAACUAAAAUCCAUUCCCAACGAUGAGAUACAAAGAAAGUUGAGAAUAAGCUUUGAUGGGUUAAAGGAUUAUAUGGAACAGGACAUAUUCCCUGACAUGUGUUUCUUCUUUAUCAAUAAGGACAGAGAAUAUGUCACACAAAUAUUAAAUGGUUGUGGAUUUCAUGCAAAAAUUGGGAUACAAAUACUUAUAGAGCGGAGCCCCAUAAGUGUUAGUAGGGAUAACAAGCUUGAAAUGCAUGAUUUAAUACGGGAUAUGGGAAGAGAAAUCAUCCAUGGAAGUCCACCAAAGUACCUUGAGGAACGCGGCAGAUUAUGCUUUCAUGAAGAAGUGCUUCAUGUGUUAACAGAACAAACUGCAACAAAAGCUAUUGAGGGCAUAGCUCUGAAAUUGCCAAGAACUGAUAGCAAGACUUUGAUUGAAGCCAAGGCAUUUAAGUUUCUGCGGUGGUUGAAAACACUCACUCUUAGCCAUUCCUCCUUCUUAAGACAAACUCCUGAUUUCAAGAAACUGCCAAACCUUGAAAAACUGAUACUAAAAGAUUGUCCAAGCUUGAUUUCAGUUCACCAGAGCAUUGGAGAUCUAAAAAAUCUUCUCCUGGUAAGUCUAAAGGACUGCAAGUGCCUUAGAGAUCUCCCUAGAAGUAUCUACAAGUUGAAAUCUUUGAAAACUCUCAUUCUUUCUAAUUGUUCAAUGAUUGAUCAUUUAGAAGAAGAUUUUGAGCAGAUGGAAUCCUUGACUACUCUAAUGGCAGAUAAAACUGCCAUAACACAAAUACCCAGGUCAUUAGUAAGUUUGGAAGGGCUUAAGCAUGGAAAUGGAAUAUCAUCUCUGGUUUUCUCAGCUGUACAGAAUGGUAGCUUCCACGGCCUAUCUCCAGUUCUGGGCAAUCUUGCGAGGCUUCGAGGUAUGUGGGAGGAAUGCAGACUAAAGUUUCAAUUCAGUGGAAAAAUGGCUAGACUUUUGGACGCCUUGUAUGAGACAGCAAAUUUUAUGGAAUUGGAAUCAACUUCAGAUACACCACAAUUCUCACAUAUGGAAGCUUCUGCAUCAUCUGAGGGCCAUGACCAAGUUCACAUUGAAAGAGCAACAGAUUCCUACAAUUCUCUUUUAAUUCAAAUGGGAUUGAAUAAUGGAAGGUGGGAUGAUUCUCACUUACCUGGCGAUGAGUAUCCUGAUUGGUUCAUUUACAAGGGCGAAGGACGCUCAGUACUUUUCAAGGCACCUCAGGUUAUGGGUUGCUGCUUAAAAGCAGUGGUUCUCAACAUUGUGUUUGUUUCAUGCAUUGGUGAGACAACGACUCAAUUUCUCAUAAAUGUUCUGAUCAUUAACUACACGAAGGCAACUGUUCAACAUCACAAUGGAGACUCAACAACUUUCCAUGAAGAUGCAGAAUGGCAAAGUAUCAUUUCAAGUAUUCAACCUCAUGAUCUCGUGGAGCUUGUUUUAUGCAUUGGGUCUCAAUUUACUGUGAAGAAGUUUGCAGCAUACCUGGCCUAUGACGGUUCUAAGCGUCGCAGGUUACUGAAUUAG
Molecule: messenger RNA, 2109 nt
Organism: Prosopis cineraria
Lineage: Eukaryota; Viridiplantae; Streptophyta; Magnoliopsida; Fabales; Fabaceae
Product: disease resistance protein Roq1-like
Exons: 5
Coding region: 1-2109 (702 amino acids)
Biological process (GO): defense response
Molecular function (GO): ADP binding
Source: RefSeq, a predicted model, not a curated record